Messenger RNA from Perca flavescens (yellow perch), 3942 nucleotides. Its product is annotated as NLR family CARD domain-containing protein 3-like. The transcript is spliced from 14 exons. Gene Ontology annotation, molecular function: protein binding. The record is from RefSeq and is a predicted model, not a curated record. Bases 1 to 3756 code for a protein of 1251 amino acids. NCBI's taxonomy places the organism in Eukaryota, Metazoa, Chordata, Actinopteri, Perciformes, Percidae.
AUGGAUCAGUGUGAGGACAAAGAAACCACUCUGAGUGGGGAACAGGACCACCAGACCAAAGCUCAGAGGAUCCACCAGCGACCAGACUCUCCUGAACCAGAACCCAGCUGUGUGUCCUUCAAGAGUGACCGGUCUAAGGAGUGGCCUGUAGCCUUCAAAGAUGGACGUCACUCUGUUGAUCAAAGGUGGAAGCUGGAUGAACCAGAACCCGGCUGUGUGUCCAUUAAGAGUGACUGGUCUAAGGAGUGGCCUUUAGCCUUCAAAGAUGGAUGUCCCUCUGUUGAUCAAAGAGAGGACCAGGAGAGCUCAGAGGUUCCCAGUGGUCAGUCUGCUCAGCAGCAUCAAACACACCUGGACUCCGUAUUUAUGCUCCUGGAGGAGAACAUCGUCACUUUUGUGAAGAACGAGCUAAAGAAGAUCCAGAAGAUUGCUAAAGCAGGAAACCAAACCCUUCUGAAUCAGAUGUUCACAGAAAUCUACAUCACAAAGGGAGGGACUUCAGAGGUCAAUGAUGAACAUGAGGUCAGACAGAUUGAAACAGCAUCCAGGAAACAAGACAGACCAGAAACAACCAUCAGACAAGAAGACAUCUUUAAAACCCCACCUGGAAGCAAUCAACCAAUCAGAACAGUGAUGACAAAGGGAGUGGCUGGCAUCGGGAAAACAAUCUUAACACAGAAGUUCACUCUGGACUGGGCUGAAGACAAAGCCAACCAGGACAUACAGUUCAUAUUUCCAUUCACCUUCAGAGAGCUGAAUAUGCUGAAAGAGAGAAAGUACAGCUUGGUGGAACUUGUUGAUUACUUCUUUAGUGAAACCAAAGAAGCAGGAAUCUGCAGGUUUGAAGAGUUCCCGGUUGUCUUCAUCUUUGAUGGUCUGGAUGAGUGUCGACUUCCUCUGGACUUCCUCAACACUAAAAUCCUGACUGAUGUUACAGAGUCCACCUCAGUGGGUGUGCUGCUGACAAACCUCAUCAGGGGGAAUCUGCUUCCCUCAGCUCGCCUCUGGAUGACCACACGACCUGCUGCAGCCAAUCAGAUCCCUCCUGAGUGUGUUGACAUGGUGACAGAGGUCAGAGGGUUCACCGACCCACAAAAGGAGGAGUACUUUAGGAAGAGAUUUAGAGAUGUGAAGCAGGCCAGCAGAAUCAUCUCCCACAUCAAGACAUCACGAAGCCUCCAUAUCAUGUGUCGCAUCCCAGUCUUCUGCUCGAUCACUGCAACAGUUCUGGAGGACAAGUUGAAGACCAGAGAGGGAGGAGAGCUGCCCAAGACCCUGACUGAGAUGUACAUCCACUUCCUGGUGGUUCAGUCCAAAGUGAAGAACAUAAAGUAUGAUGGAGGAGCUGAGACAGAUCCACACUGGAGUCCAGAGACCAAGAAGAUGAUGGAGUCUCUGGGAAAACUGGCUUUUGAGCAGCUGCAGAAAGGCAACCUGAUCUUCUAUGAAUCAGACCUGACAGAGUGUGGCAUCGAUAUCAGAGCAGCCUCAGUGUACUCAGGAGUGUUCACACAGAUCUUUAAAGAGGAGAGUGGACUGUACCAGGACAAGGUGUUCUGCUUCAUCCAUCUGAGUGUUCAGGAGUUUCUGGCUGCUCUUCAUGUCCAUCUGACAUUCACCAAUUCUGGAGUCAACCUGCUGUCAGAAGAACAAACAACCUCCUGGCUGCCUAAAGUCUUCAGAGAAGAACUAAAACAUCUCUACAAGAGAAAAGAAACAACAUCAACACAGUUCUACCAGAGUGCUGUUGACAAGGCCUUACAGAGUCCGAAUGGACACCUGGACUUGUUCCUUCGCUUCCUCCUUGGUCUUUCUCUGCAGACCAAUCAGAAUCUCCUACGAGGUCUGCUGACACAGAGAGGAAGUAGCUCACAGACCAAUCAGGAAACAGUUGAGUACAUCAAGGAGAAGAUCAGUGAGAAUCUUUCUGCAGAGAGAAGCAUCAAUCUGUUCCACUGUCUGAAUGAACUGAAUGAUUGUUCUCUAGUGGAAGAGAUCCAAAUGUACCUGAGAUCAGGAAGUUUCUCCAUAGAUGAUCUGUCUCCUGCUCAGUGGUCAGCUCUGGUCUUCAUCUUACUGUCAUCAGAGAAAGAUCUGGACUUGUUUGACCUAAAAAAAUAUGAUGCUUCAGAGAAAGCUCUUCUGAGGCUACUGCCAGUGGUCAAAGCCUCCAACAAAGCUCUACUGAGUGGCUGUAACCUGUCAGAGAGAAGCUAUGAAGCUCUGUCCUCAGUUCUCAGCUCCCAGUCCUCUAGUCUAAGAGAGCUGGAUCUGAGUAACCACAAUCUGCAGGAUUCAGGAGUGAAGCUGAUCUCUGUUGGACUGAGGAGUCCACACUGCACACUGGAGACUCUCAGACUGAGUGGCUGUAAUCUGUCAGAGAGAAGCUGUGAAGCUCUGUCCUCAGUUCUCAGCUCCCGGUCCUCUAGUCUGAGAGAGCUGGACCUGAGUAGCAACAACCUGCAGGAUUCAGGAGGGAAGCUGAUCUCUGUUGGACUGAAGAGUCCACACUGCACACUGGAGACUCUCAGACUGAGUGGCUGUAAUCUGUCAGAGAGAAGCUGUGAAGCUCUGUCCUCAGUUCUCAGCUCCCAGUCCUUUAGUCUGAGAGAGCUGGACCUGAGUAACAACAACCUGCAGGAUUCAGGAGGGAAGCUGAUCUCUGUUGGACUGAAGAGUCCACACUGCACCCUGGAGACUCUCAGACUGAGUGGCUGUAACCUGUCAGAGAGAAGCUGUGAAGCUCUGUCCUCAGUUCUCAGCUCCCAGUCCUCUAGUCUGAGAGAGCUGGACCUGAGUAACAACAACCUGCAGGAUUCAGGAGCGAAGCUGAUCUCUGUUGGACUGAAGAGUCCGCAGUGCACACUGGAGACUCUCAGACUGUCAGGCUGUCUGAUCUCAGAGGAAGGCUGUUCUUCUCUGGUCUCAGCUCUGAGCUCCAACCCCACCCAUCUGAGAGUGCUGGACCUGAGCUACAAUCAUCCAGGAGACUCGGGAGUGAAGCUACUUUCAGCGGGACUGGCGGAUCCUCUCUGGAGACUGGACACUCUCAGUGUUAACAGUCACAGUCCAAACUCCACUAUGGCCAAGACCAAAGAGCUGUCAAAGGACACCAGAAACAAAAUUGUAGCCCUGCACCAGGCUGGGAAGAUUGAAUCUGCAAUAGGGCUGUCUGCAGUCAUUAAGGAAGUGGCUGUACUACAGCUCGACACAAACACAGUGAACAGAAAACUCAAACUGUCUGACAACAACAGGAAGGUGACACAUGUAGAGGAGGAGGCAGCGAUGGGUUUGGUGGACGACAGGUUUUACAACUGGUAUCAGCUGCUGUGUAGAGAUGGUCUGACUGGUCGCUGUUACUGGGAGGUUGAGAGGAGAGGAGAUGUUAAUAUAUCAGUGAGUUACAGAGGAAUCAGGAGGAGAGGAGACUGGGAUGACUGUUUGUUUGGAGGGAAUGAUCAGUCCUGGAGUCUGAUCUGCUAUGAUAAUGGUGAUGGUCGUUACACUGUCUGUCACAAUAACAUACCAACACCCAUCUCCUCUGUCUCUGAUAGAGUAGCAGUGUAUGUGGACUGGCCGGCUGGCUCUCUGUCCUUCUACACAUUCUCCUCUGACUCACUGAUCCACCUCCACACCUUUAACACCACAUUCACUCAGCCUCUUUAUCCUGGGUUUGGGUUCUGGCCUGGUCCUGGUUCCUCAGUGUCUCUGUGUCCUCUGGAGGACGGAGAGUCUCCUCCUGUUUCUCACUGCUGAUCACUUGAGUCUGUACAGGAUCACACUUACAGAAAUAUUUCAGGUUAUUGUUAUGAACUAAUGAAUUAGCUUUUUAUAAAAUAAUCCAGAAUGAUUGAACAGAUUCCUGGUGAACAUUGUAAACUUCUUCCACUUCCAGUCCUUUAAAGAUGGAAGCUGUGAUCAUCAAAUUGUGGAAAUGCUGUU